UUUUUUUACCUUAUUAGGGUUUUUGAUCUUCUUCAGAUUUCUUCUUCACCAAGAUUUCCAGGAGUCUUGUUAAUGGAUAUGAGAAUGAUUUUGGAGGCUUUUGGAGAAGACAUUAUAGGAGAAUCAUAGUUUGACAUGCCAUUGUUUUCGUGCUCUCCCUUGAUCAAAAGGAAAAGUUGUUCUCCACUUCUCCUUGUCGCGCUAUGGCUGCUAAAGCUGAAGAACCGAUCAAUGAGCAAGCAGUUGCCAACAUCUAUAGUGCCAUGAGGUCUGAGAUCACCCAGAUUUACUCUAAAAUUACGGAACUGGAAAUGGAAGUUAGUGAGCACUCACUCGUGAUCAAUGCUAUACAACCACUUGAUCCUGCAAGACGGUGUUACAGGAUGAUUGGAGGUGUUCUGGUAGAGAGAACCAUCAAGGAGGUACUGCCUGCUGUUCAACGGAAUAAGGAGGGAAUUGAGGAAGUGAUAGCUCGACUGAAUGAAGCCUUGGAGAAAAAGAAAAAGGAGAUUUCUGACUUUGAGACCAAGUAUAAAAUUAGAAUCAGAAAGCCUGAUGCUGAAGUAAAGGAGGAGGGUGGUCGAAAGGAAGGCUCUGCACAAGGAGUCCUUGUUGGUCCUGCUGGUUCAAAUGAAUAGACCUGUCUAUUUUCCAAAUUCCAUUUUGAGGUACUUCGUUGAAUAUGGUCAAGGAACUAUAGUACUUUAGCAUCAUCUUUAGUGUGUGAGAUCUAUCAUGUUCAUUUAGCUUACGCAGUGAAGACUCGAGCUUUUUUUGUUUUUUAUGAUGGAAUAUCUUUUCACAUAUCAGAGGUCUUGAGACUAUGCUUCAUGCCUUGGCGGUGUUUAACCGGACGAUGGCGACAUUUUAGAAUCUUGAUUUUACCUCCUCGAACAUUAGCCAAGUGUUUCUUACUUGCUGAGACUUGUGGCAUUUUGUGCUUUGGAUAUGGAUUGUAAUUUAGGUUGUUGGAGUACAAUUUAGACGGCUGAAUCUUAUUAUUUUUCCAUGGUACUGAAAAAUAUCUAGUUGU
Solanum dulcamara is the source of this 1033-nucleotide messenger RNA. RefSeq names its product prefoldin subunit 2. The transcript has 3 exons. Gene Ontology annotation, molecular function: protein folding chaperone. Bases 204 to 638 code for a protein of 144 amino acids. Lineage: Eukaryota; Viridiplantae; Streptophyta; Magnoliopsida; Solanales; Solanaceae. Gene Ontology annotation, biological process: protein folding. Gene Ontology annotation, cellular component: cytoplasm; prefoldin complex. The record is from RefSeq and is a predicted model, not a curated record.